AUGAGGCCACGGUGUGGGAGUUACAGGCGAGUCAAACCUCAUGACAUUUAUACAGAUUCCUAUGAGGCCACCGUGUGGGAGCUACAGACCGCUCUACGGCGGAGAGGGAACAGGGAAACCUUUAAGGACAAGAAGUUUCUGAAUCAGGACGACAGUGCAGAUCUCAGGUGCCAGCUGCAAUUCUCUAAGGAAGAAUCCACCCUCAUGCGAAAGAAGAUGGCCAAGCUGGGGAGGGAGAAGGAAGAGCUUGAGCAGGAGAUACAGAAGUAUAAGUCAGUCUACGGGGACGUGGACAGCCCUCUACCCCUGGCAGAGCUUGCAGGCGGUGGGCCCCACAGCACCAGGGAGGCGGAGCUACGGCUCCGACUCAAACUGGUGGAGGAAGAGGCUAAUAUUCUGGGGAGGAAGAUCGUUGAACUAGAGGUGGAGAACCGAGGCCUGAGGGCCGAGAACGAGGACAUCCGCUGCCAGUACGAGAGGGACUGUUUCGGCCGGGAGCCCUUCAGCAGCAUGCCCUCCUCCCCGUACGGCGGAGACGCUCUGGAGUCAGCCGGGGAGCUGCGGCGCCACCUACAGUUUGUAGAGGAAGAGGCAGAACUUCUACGGCGGUCCAUCUCGGAGAUCGAGGACCACAACAAACAGCUGACCUCCGAACUGAACCGCUUCAAGUUCGGCCCGAGAGACGAGGAGGUCGAUGUCGGAGUGAUGCUGAUGAAGACCGGUAAUGGGGGUAACGGUGGCGGCGGGGGUAACGGUGGCGGUGUUGUGAUGAUGGAGGAGCUGAAGGCAGCCAGGAUGCAGAUCAACGAGCUCAGCGGGAAGACCGCUCUACGGCGGAGAGGGAACAGGGAAACCUUUAAGGACAAGAAGUUUCUGAAUCAGGACGACAGUGCAGAUCUCAGGUGCCAGCUGCAAUUCUCUAAGGAAGAAUCCACCCUCAUGCGAAAGAAGAUGGCCAAGCUGGGGAGGGAGAAGGAAGAGCUUGAGCAGGAGAUACAGAAGUAUAAGUCAGUCUACGGGGACGUGGACAGCCCUCUACCCCUGGCAGAGCUUGCAGGCGGUGGGCCCCACAGCACCAGGGAGGCGGAGCUACGGCUCCGACUCAAACUGGUGGAGGAAGAGGCUAAUAUUCUGGGGAGGAAGAUCGUUGAACUAGAGGUGGAGAACCGAGGCCUGAGGGCCGAGAACGAGGACAUCCGCUGCCAGUCGAGAGGGACUGUUUGGCCGGGAGCCCUUCAGCAGCAUGCCCUCCUCCCCGUGGGCGGAGACGCUCUGGAGUCAGCCGGGGAGCUGCGGCGCCACCUACAGUUUGUAGAGGAAGAGGCAGAACUUCUACGGCGGUCCAUCUCGGAGAUCGAGGACCACAACAAACAGCUGACCUCCGAACUGAACCGCUUCAAGUUCGGCCCGAGAGACGAGGAGGUCGAUGUCGGAGUGAUGCUGAUGAAGACCGGUAAUGGGGGUAACGGUGGCGGCGGGGGUAACGGUGGCGGUGUUGUGAUGAUGGAGGAGCUGAAGGCAGCCAGGAUGCAGAUCAACGAGCUCAGCGGGAAGGUGAUGAAGCUGCAGUAUGAGAACAGAGUUCUGAUGUCCAACGUUCAGCGCUGUGACCUGGCCCAACACCUGGGCCUCCGCACCGGCUCCCCACGGGACAGCGAUGCAGACAGCGACACCGGCCGCCGAGACGCCGCAGAAGAGGAAGAAACUGGGAGGCUCCUCCUUCUACACCCGAAGAGGGAGGGGCCUGUUGGCGGCGAGAGCGACUCUGAGGACCUGUUUGAGAAGACCACCACGACCUCUGGUUUCGGAAGUCACAAGCCCUCAGACGAGAUCAGCGGGCUCAGCACCACGGAACUAGCCAACCUCAGACGAGAAGACCGUGAGACGUUCAUGAACGUCAAACGAGAAGCAGAGCGUCUUGGGAAGACCGUAGACCGCCUCAUUACCGACACGGACAGUCUGAUCUACGAGGGAAAGAUUAUAGUAACAGGAGGGGACACUCUCUGCAUAGAGGGGUUCAGAGGACACAGGGGGGAGGGAAGCGGAGAGGACAGGGGCAACACCACCACACUCCCAGAGUCCCUACAAGACUCCCAGGUCCUGGACACUAUCAACACCCGAAUGAAGGCCUUCAGAACAGAGCUCCAUAUCUUCAUGGAGAAGGUGGAUCACCUGGGAGACGGGCUAAGGGAGAGGGUAGGGGACCGGGAUAGUGGGGAUGACCUGUCGCCCAUGCCCAACCUUACAGAGUCUAGCAGCUUCCUGUCAGGGGUCACUUCCAUGUCCCGGGAUUCGCCCAUCAGCACCCUGGGACGCGACCUGGUCACAGAUUUCCAGGGCAAGUCCUCCUUGCGUGUGAUCACAGUGCAACAGAAUCCGCUCCACAUCGACGCCCUGCAGGAGGGAGCAGUGUACUGCGUCAAAGCCCAGGCCCAUCUGGACACCCACAGUAAAAGCAGCAGCACUGACACACAGUGUGUCUCCAUCACAG
This is a messenger RNA of Oncorhynchus nerka (sockeye salmon), 2491 nucleotides long. RefSeq names its product microtubule cross-linking factor 1-like. Gene Ontology annotation, biological process: regulation of autophagy. NCBI's taxonomy places the organism in Eukaryota, Metazoa, Chordata, Actinopteri, Salmoniformes, Salmonidae. The transcript has 7 exons. The record is from RefSeq and is a predicted model, not a curated record. The annotation marks the transcript as partial.